AUGUCGGUCGACAAGACAAUCGAAGAGUUAAGCUAUACAUUAGCUCAAUUAGGUAACCUGGUUGGUCAUAUUAAUUCACAAAUUGGACAACUUGCAUCCAGGAUUAAUUUAACAUUAGAUACAUUUGAUCAAUCGGUAGCAGGUAUAGCUAUUGAUGCAGAAAUUAUGUCAAAUCAUGUUGCACGUACUAUAUCACAGGUACCAAAUGGAUGGUUAAUUUAUUUAUUAUUGCUAACAAUGAUUGCUGUAUUUUUAUUACUAUCAAUUACAUUAAUAUUGGGUACAAUAAAAAGAAGUUUUGAUGUAUAUGAAUUAUUCAAGAAAAUUUCUACUUCUGAUUCCGUAUUAGAAACAGGUGAUUGUUAUGGUGAAGAACAACGUAGAUUAGAAUCGAAUGAUAUUUUCAAACAAGAUCAUAUUUCAAUAUCCAUGGAUAUGGAACAUGAGCCAAGACGGGUUGGCCUCGAAAUUAAUGGCAGUAUUAAAAAGCGAAGAUUGCCACCAAAUAUAUCGAAACGUUUACAGUAUCAGAAUUAUGCGUCAUCAUUUAGCAAUGAGCAAUAUGGUAUCACAACCACAACAACAACAACCGGACCAUUAAAUAUUUCUACGACAACAUUUACAAAUAGCAUUGCUCAAGUUUAA
Messenger RNA from Cercopithifilaria johnstoni, 645 nucleotides. NCBI's taxonomy places the organism in Eukaryota, Metazoa, Nematoda, Chromadorea, Rhabditida, Onchocercidae. The record is from the annotation of a GenBank genome assembly.